CUAACUUUUACCAUCAACAUAUUACAUUUAAAAAUUCCUGAAAAAAUGAUUUGUUGGAAAAUUGUUAUCAAAUUGUGUCACCAGUACUAAAUAAAGCAUCUACUUUCUAACGAAGAGGACCGUUGUGAAACAUCACUCUUUGUUCUUGAAAUAUAAAUUAUUAAAAUAUAAUGCACUGCGAGAAAGUUGAAUAUGAACCUAUCCAGCUAAUUAUAUUUUAAAAAAUAUUGUGCACACUUUUAUGAACAUAAAAUCAAACAUUAAGAUAUUAGUUUAGACAUUUGUAUUAGAUUGUAACAUUUUAGAUACACUCCACCUCCCCAAACUUUUUUCACCCCACCCAAACUGUGCAGUAUGCACACAAAAACUAAUAAUAAGAAAUUGAGAAGGGAGCGUAAUGUUUUCACCCUUACCGUGAGGAAUAAUACUAGUGACACGGCACAUCUGCUCUCUCUUAAUACAAAAACACCCUUCCUUGCCAAAAUCCCGCGUCACACGUAUUACACAUUUUUAGUUUCCUAGAAAUCGAUUUCCAACGAAAUAACUCCGAUUAAUCAGAAAAAAGAAUUGGUAACGCGAUAGUAUUCGAAUGAAAUGAUAUGGAAUAAUUUUGAAAUUGAUACUCGUGGUGGGUUUAGUGACUGCAUCUAUUUAAAAACGGAAGUAGGAAAGUUCCUCGAUUAAUACUAGGUCCAUGAUGACGGGUGACGAUUCUCCAACGGCAAAUCGAAAGGAAGAAUUUCAUUUCGGGCGAUCAACUCCGCCUCCGACAACAAGUUAUUUUCCGAAACACGAGCACGCCGAUAUUAAAACAGUUGCAGAACCGAAUAAAGAGGAAAAAGAUAAGGAAAAAGAUAAAGAAGAAAAAGAUGAUGUGGAUAUUUCAAGGCCGGAUGCAAAUCCCGAAUAUAAACCGGACGAAAAACGCGAGAAUAAUGAAAGAAAAGAUGGUGGUGGUGGUGAUAAAGGUGGUGAUCGAGGUGAUAAAAGAAAGGAUAAAAAAGAUGUAGGAAAAGGUAAAGGAAGCGGUGAUAAUGAUGAAAAAGAAGAGGAAAGUUCCGAUAAAAAAUGUAAUGGUGAUCGUUUAGAUGGACGAUGGAUACCAUCAGAUGCAAAAGCACCCCCAAGUGAUGAUGAAGAUGACAGUAAUUGCACUGUAAAAUGUCUUUAUUAUACCAUGCAAUGUUGUGAGUGUACAAUUUCAUGAUGUACAUAUUAUGUGAUAUGUAAGUUGAAGAAUUCAUAAUAUCUCGAUGUAAAAUCAUAGUUAUCAUUUGAUCUGAUUAGGGUAUAUUCUCGUGAUUAGAUGAAUAGAUGGUAGGCACUACAGUGAAUCUGAUUUUUCCUGCUAAUUUAUUAUAGAAAAAGAAGCGUUGAACCAUUUUUAUAUUAAAAAUUUAAGGUAAAUAAUAAUCAAAACAUAAGGAGAAACAAUCAAUAGUAUUUACUGUGUUAUUGUAAAUGUAUAGAAUUUACUCAGCUUUUCGUUUUUGUAUAAUAACAAAUCAUUGAAAGUAUGUAAAAUGGAAUACGUCGGUGAUUAUAUUUAUAGUUUUUACAGUAUUCAGAUGCAAAAAGAUCAAAAUGUCUUUUUCUUUAUUUUUUAAUAAAUAUUUUAAAAUAA
Molecule: messenger RNA, 1624 nt
Organism: Onthophagus taurus
Lineage: Eukaryota; Metazoa; Arthropoda; Insecta; Coleoptera; Scarabaeidae
Product: cylicin-2
Source: RefSeq, a predicted model, not a curated record